Ochotona princeps (American pika) is the source of this 1134-nucleotide messenger RNA. RefSeq names its product charged multivesicular body protein 4C (gene CHMP4C). Lineage: Eukaryota; Metazoa; Chordata; Mammalia; Lagomorpha; Ochotonidae. Gene Ontology annotation, cellular component: ESCRT III complex; cytoplasmic side of plasma membrane; multivesicular body. Gene Ontology annotation, biological process: vesicle budding from membrane; late endosome to vacuole transport via multivesicular body sorting pathway. The record is from RefSeq and is a predicted model, not a curated record. The transcript has 5 exons. Bases 272 to 973 code for a protein of 233 amino acids.
CGCUCUCCUAGUUCCCGGGGGGCCAGGUGGCGCCGGCCGGCCAACGACUCCCGCGCCCUCCCCGCCCGGUGGCCGCGCCGAGGGGCGGGGCCGAGCCGGCGGCCAGGAAAUGCCCACGGGUGCUUGUCACCUGCCCCGGACGACUUGUUGAUUCCCAGGAGCGCCGCCUUUUCCGUCGCGGCCCUCGAGUGGACGCUCCUUACCUGUUCCCCAGGUGCGGCCCGGGGGAGCUGCUGGGACUCUCCUGCCGGCCCCACACGACGGCACAGCCAUGAGCAAGUUGGGGAAGUUCUUUAAAGGGGGAGGCUCCUCUAAGAGCCGCGCUGCCCCAAGCCCUCAGGAGGCCCUGGCUCGGCUUCGGGAGACCGAGGAGAUGCUGGGCAAGAAACAAGAGUACCUGGAAAAUCGGAUCCAGAGAGAACUCUCCCUGGCCAAGAAGCACGGCACCCAGAACAAGCGAGCUGCCUUGCAGGCACUAAAGAGAAAGAAGAGAUUUGAGAAGCAGCUCACUCAGAUCGAUGGGACACUCUCGACCAUCGAGUUCCAGAGAGAAGCCUUGGAAAACUCACACACCAACGCCGAAGUGUUGAGGAACAUGGGCUUUGCAGCGCGAGCGAUGAAAGCGGCUCACGAAAACAUGGAUCUGAACAAAAUAGAUGAUUUGAUGCAAGAGAUCACAGAGCAGCAGGAUAUUGCUCAAGAAAUCUCAGAAGCAUUUUCUCAACGGGUUGGAUUUGCUGAUGGUUUUGAUGAGGAUGAACUGUUGGCUGAACUUGAAGAACUGGAGCAGGAGGAAUUAAAUAAGAAGAUGACAAAUAUGCGACUUCCCAACGUACCUUCCUCCUCUCUUCCUGCACAGCCAGAGCGGAAAACCAGCAGGGUCCCCACUGCACACCGGUCCCGGGCAGCUUCUUCCAGGAGGACGGGAGAAGAAGACGAUGAUAUCAAACAACUGGCAGCUUGGGCUACUUAAAGCAAGAUGGAGUUAUUUGACACCUAAAUUAAUGAGCUGUACAUAAGACAUGAAAACAUGGUUUUGCCACGUUCAGAAAUUAAUGCAGGCCUUGUUUAAAUGUAUAUGGGUUGAAUACUUGUUUUUUAAGUCUCAUAAGUAAAUGCUUAUGAGUUGCAUGC